AUGCACCCGCGGCCGCGGAUUCGAUCCAGCCAACACAUCGAGCUUGUCUUCAAUCACCAGUUCUACGAUGUGGCCGAUCGCGAACCACUCCCACUGGGUCCGCUAGCUUCGCUGGGACCCAUCCGCACCGCACGUCGUCCGCGCCCGUCUCCGUAUCCUCAUGUCCACUCCCGGCGGACCUCGGCGUCUCCUGUCACCUCCCGCCAGACAUCGCCUUCGUCCGUCGAACCAGAUCGCGCGAUGUCGCCAGUCGCGCUACACAACCGCGCAUCCAUCUCCGACCUCGACUACGCGGAAGACUCGGACGACAAUGAUGGUCUAUCUCAAGGACGCGCGAUCGGCCGACAACCUUAUGUUCUGCUGCGACCAGAAAUCUCUCUCGAUAGCAGCUCCGAUGACUGGCUGGAACAUGCUGACAACCGCUUGCGCGACGACGGUCAUGCCGCCGAUGCUGCUCCUGCCACUGCAGCCUCGUUCAACGAAAAGCAACAGCCGAGUACUCGGACUGCGCGCAGGUCGCCCCAGGCGUCUUCCGUGGACUGUGCCCAGCCUGCCUCAACAGCGCGGGACCGCGCCUCCUCGAGGGCGCGAGAUCACGCUCCUUUGACAACGCGGACCCGCUCUUCCUCGGGGGCGCGAGAUCGCGUGCCCCCCUCCGCGCAGGAGCUGGCUUCCUCCACGGCGCGGACUGGUUCACCGCAACCGCGAGUCCCUCUACUGCAUGUCGUGCCGGAGGCCGGCAGCACCAAGAUCCCAAAGCCGCCUGGCGCCCCUGGACGAUCCGAGAAUGGCGAAUAUGAUCUCGAAGAAGAACUUGGCUGGUCUCUGAGCAAGUAUCGCGACGUGAUGGGCACCAUAAACGAGCUUGUCGAGAAGCAUCUGCAGUGUGACAAGUCCAUUACCAAGCAGCUUCCCGAGCGCUACUCUGCUUUCGAGGCCCAGGCCACAGCACGCUACCCGGAACUCGAUGACUACGAAGAUCGAUGGCCCGUCCGUGCUUUUGCAGUCAACCAUCUACGCUACCUGCAGAAUAACCCGAAGCGCGUCACCCGCAAACGUCCUGCUCGCAUCUGA
Molecule: messenger RNA, 1074 nt
Organism: Schizophyllum commune H4-8
Lineage: Eukaryota; Fungi; Basidiomycota; Agaricomycetes; Agaricales; Schizophyllaceae
Exons: 3
Coding region: 1-1074 (357 amino acids)
Source: RefSeq, a predicted model, not a curated record